GCGAGCGCAGCCCGGGACCGAGCGGGGCGGAGCGGCUGGCGGGGCCGGCGGCUGCUGGAGCGAGAGCGCGACGCGACCGCGGCUUCCCGAGCUCCGCCUGGCCGCCCAGCGCCGCAGCCCGCCCGAGGCCUGGAGGGGUCCGGGCCGGCGUCCAUGGUUGCGGCGUCCUGAGGCGGGGGACGCGCCCGGUGCCCCCAGCCCUCCGCCUCCUCCUGUCCGGCGGGCGGCCUCCUCCGGCGCCUCCCUGCGCCCGCCCGCCGCCUCCCUCCCUCCUUCCCUGCGGCUCCCCCGGCUUUCGGGAGCCCGGGGGCGGCCUGUGGCGCGCCGAGCCCGCGCCGGACUGCGCCUCUUUGGACCUUGAGGGGAAACAUGCGUUUGGCUUGGAUCGUUUUAAAUUCUUAGUUUGGGAUCCCCGCCCGCCUGGCUCUUCCGCCCCACGGGUUUUCUUUUCUUUUUUCUUUUUUUUCCCUUUUUUUCCCUCCGGGUCUCCUUUUUGACUCCCUCCCCAUUUAUGCUCGCCCAACCCUCCCCCCGCUGCUGAGAAGUGGGGGAGGGUCUCGGCCUCCAGGUUCCCGCCCCACCGGGGCCCGGGCGAGCAUGGGGGGCAAGCAGAGCACGGCGGCCCGCUCCCGGGGCCCCUUUCCGGGGGUCUCCACCGAUGACAGCGCCGUGCCCCCGCCGGGAGGGGCCCCCCACUUUGGGCACUACCGGGCGGGCGGCGGGGCCAUGGGGCUUCGUAGCCGCUCGGUCAGCUCGGUGGCGGGCAUGGGCAUGGACCCCAGCACGGCCGGGGGGGUGCCCUUUGGCCUCUACACCCCCGCCUCCCGGGGGACCGGCGACUCGGAGAGGGCGCCAGGCGGCGGAGGGUCUGCGUCCGACUCCACCUAUGCCCAUGGCAAUGGUUACCAGGAGACCGGCGGCGGUCACCAUAGAGACGGGAUGCUGUACCUGGGCUCCCGAGCCUCGCUGGCGGAUGCUCUACCUCUGCACAUCGCACCCAGGUGGUUCAGCUCGCACAGUGGUGAGUCCGCGGGCGGUGGAGGCCUCGGAGGGUGGAGUGCAAGGGAGGGCGCGCCGGGGCGCCCCAAACCUUCGCGCGCUUGCGAAGAUUUGGAUGUGGAGUGCGCGACCUGGAUCUGUCUGCCUUCCCUUUGGUUCCUGGGGAUGAAUGGGCUAUCUCCCCUUUAG
Messenger RNA from Callorhinus ursinus (northern fur seal), 1188 nucleotides. It is a transcript of the gene ZNRF1, whose product is annotated as zinc and ring finger 1. Gene Ontology annotation, molecular function: ubiquitin protein ligase activity. Gene Ontology annotation, cellular component: membrane; intracellular membrane-bounded organelle; cytoplasm. Lineage: Eukaryota; Metazoa; Chordata; Mammalia; Carnivora; Otariidae. Gene Ontology annotation, biological process: proteasome-mediated ubiquitin-dependent protein catabolic process; protein K48-linked ubiquitination. The record is from RefSeq and is a predicted model, not a curated record.